GAUCUGGAAGAUGUUCAGAGAAUGGCCAAUGAAUGGUCUGGCUUCCAAAGCAAAUGAGGUUGAGUGAGUAGUUUUUCCUUGCUAAGGAUUUCAGAUUUUAUCCUAUAUGUGAUAGAAAGGUGAAAGAAGGUGCAGCGGAAUGAUAUUCUCAGUUAUUUUAGAAAUAUCAUCCUGGCAGCAGUAUAUAGAAUUGCCUGAAGAUAUGAAAAAUAACCCCAGACAAGAAUUUGUGAGCUUCUUAAAGAAUCUCCAAGUUGUAACUAUGCACAUGACUGUCCAGAAUGAAACCUGAAUCUUCUAACCUUUAUUACAGAGAGGAAUGACCACUUGAUUAGGGCCUAGCCAAUGGGAGGUUUGCUCACGGGUGAAGACCUAGGCGCUGACCACACCCCACGCUCCCGCCCUCACGUGCCUGGGCGCCUCAGAGGGACGAGCCCGCAGCCCAAGGGGCGGGGCAAGAGGGCAAGGUGGGGCGUGGCCUGGCCUGGCUGGCCAAUGGAAGCGCUGAGCCCAACGGCAGCAGUUACGUGUUCAGUGGGCGGGAAUUUUCUCCUGAGAAGACCCGAAGGAGGCGAGCUCACCUCUGGUAAAAAUCCUGAGAGGCUGGAGAGAGGAGAAGUAAGGCCAGUUUCUCUCUCUUCCCACUGUGAGGUGGAUUCAACUAUCUGCAAUGCAAUGAAAUACAGUUGACAGAUGAAAGCAAUUUUAUGAGCAUAUGACAUCCGAUGUUGAAAUUUGUACUACUUUCAAAGAAAGAAGAUAUGUUUCCAACAUUAAAAUAUUGUGCAAUAGACUAUUCAUAUGAGAACGUAGUUAGAAAGAAGUUUUAUAGAGAUGCUUUAUUGCUUCGAAUCCCUUCAUAUUUAUAUCAAGAUGACAAUUAUCCUGCAAGAGUUACUGAUGAUAAAUUUAGGAGGCCAUGGACAAGAGCUGUUUCAGUUUGGGGAAUGACAGAAAUCUCAGUCUUGGAUCAAUGGAAAGCAAGUCUCUUUGUGGAGGAUUUCCUUGAGAAAAAAACAAUUACAGGAAUGGUGACCCAGCUUAACUUUGAAUUUGAGGAAGUUGUGCCAAGUUCAAACCCAAACUCCCAAAUUGAAGUAGAGGAAGCCAGCUUACAUACCCAUGAGGACUACAAUGAAGUCUUUACACUUGUCAGCUGCUCAGAAAAAUGUCCAUCACUUCAAGCACAGAAGCAAGAUUUGUCUAUUGAUGAAGAAGUAAUUUUUGUAGAUAAUUUGAUGGCCUAUAAAAGCCAGCUACCAACUUUGCAUACUCUGUUGAGUAGGCUAAAACUAUAUUUAGUAAAGGAUCCCUUGUUAGAUUUCAAAGGACAGAUCUUCACAGAAGCUAAUUUUUUCAGGGAGUGUUUCUCCUUUCAAGGAGAUUUGGAAGGUUUUGUGAAAGAAGAUUUUUACAUGGAUGAAGAGAACUUUUAUCAGGAGAAGCUGGAAGAUACACCAUCAAUUUUGUCUGAGUGUGAAUUUUUAAUACCUACAAGCCUCAAGCAAGACGUUAAUAUUCCAUCACUCUCAGAACUGAAGGAGUCAUUAAACUUAAUGCCAGAGAUAAUAAAUUAUGUAGAUGAAAAUGAAAAGCUUUUCAAAAGAGAUCUUACUAUCAAGCAUGGAAUUGACAUUGAGGAUAUAAAAUGCAGCUCCAGAGACAUUUUGGCCAUUCAAAGCCUAUGUGAACCGGAGUACAGGGAACCAGUAGAGUUAGAAAUGCCAUUAACUCAUCUACACCCAACAAACCAACAUUCUUCGGUGAACUCAUUAUGUGCAGAACUUCAGACAUUUCCAUCUUCUCCUGUUUGUAAAAUUAGUUUGCUUACUGCUGAAGAAUCAGCUAACAAAUACUGUAUGGUGUGUCAAUCCGAAAGCUACAGAAACUCUUUGAACCCAUUUUUGCUUAGAGCGUCAAGAACUGAAGAGCCCAACAGUCAAUAUUCAGUUACAGAUUUGAAAAAGAUAUUUUCUAUUGAAGAAGAAAGACUUGUGGUUAAUCCUGUAAGUGCAGAGUGGUGGAAACAAGCAGGACUAAAUCUGAUUGUGACGGAAACUUUGGAACAUCUGAGUACAUAUUUGUAUCAUAAUGUUCUAUCUACUGAUGAUACUAAACUGGAGACAUUUUUGCCUACGAGUGUGCUUCAGUUAGAAUCAUGGCUAGAACAUAAAAGUUGUUCCUCACCUAUUGUACUUAUUAAUGAGAAAUCUACGAACGAUCAUUUAUCACCAUCACAAAAGACUCCAUCUCUGGCAAAAGAAGUACCAGACUUGUGUUUUUCUGAUGAAUAUUUUACUAUUAAAAGACCAAGAAAAGAAGAAAAACCAAAGAAUGACCUAGAACUAGGUUAUAAAAUAAUCCAAAAUAAAGAAAAUAAAGAUUACUUGGAACUCGAUAGCACAGUACCAUCUACUGAAUCUUCUUCUUCUUCAAAAAUUGAAAAACCAUCUUUUAAACAUGGUAAAAAAUCGGAGAAUAAUUUGGACCUUUUGAGUGACUUUAUUAUGCUGCGAAAUAAGUAUAAGACUUGCACUUCAAAGAAGGUUGAAGUCACAGACAAUGAUGGAAAAGAUGAACUUCAAGACAAAGAAGAACAUUCUUUGACUCUUCAAGAAGAAAGUCCUAUUGUUGGUACUAAUAAAACCCUGCAGAAAGCAAAUCAGGAAAGGAGAACAGAUAAUGUCAUCGAAAUUCAAGCAUCAGAUAGCCAGUGCCAAGCAUUCUGUCUCCUAGAAGCAGCAGCUUCUCCUAUUUUAAAAAAACUUGUAUGCCUCUGUACUCUUCCUGCUGCUAACUGGGAAUUUGGCACUGUCAUUUUUGACCAAACAAGGUUCCUCUUAAAAGAACAAGAAAAAGUAAUAAGUGAUGCUAUUCACCAAGGUAAAAAUGAUGAAAGAGAAAUGACAUUCAAGUAUGCUGCUCUCUUACACCUUUUGGUAACGAUUAGAGAUGUCCUUUUAACAUGUAGCUUGGACAUGGCAUUGGGAUAUUUGUCAAAUGCAAAAGAUAUCUACAAAAGCAUUUUAGGCUCCUAUUUGGAUGACAUUUGGCGACAACUGGAGAUUGUACAGUUUAUUAGGGAAAAAAGGCCUGAAACCAACUACAAGAUACAAGAAUUGCAACGUCAGAUACUAAAUUGGAUGCAAAGCGGACAGCAAAUUAAGGUGCUGAUUAUAAUAAGAAUGGAUUCAGAUGGUGAAAAACAUUUACUCAUUAAAAUCCUUAGCAAAAUAGAAGGUUUGACACUGACUGUCUUACAUUCGAACAAAAGAAAAGAUUUUCUGGAAUCCGAAGGUGUUUUAAAUGGUACAAGUUUCUGUGCAGUUGUACACAAUCAAUAUAUUGGAGCAGAUUUCCCCUGGAGUAAUUUCUCAUUUGUAGUGGAAUACAAUUUUGCAGAAAACUCUUGCUGGACUGAACAUUGCAAAAAAUUGAAUAUUCCUUAUUUGGCCUUUAAAGUGAUUCUUCCAGACACAGUUUUAAAGAGAAGCACCUUGCUGGAUAGUUUUGGUGGAUUUCUUUUGGAAAUUCAGAUUCCAUAUGUGUUUUUUGCAUCUGAAGGACUUCUUAAUACUCCACAAAUACUUCAGUUGUUAGAAUCCAACUAUAAUAUCACACUAGUGGAGAGAUGCUGCAGUGAGUCAUUGAAACUCUUUGGAGGUACAGAACAUUAUGUAGUGAUGACAAUUGAUGAGCACACCAGCAUAAUUUUGCAGGACCUAGAAGAAUUAAACUGUGAGAAGGCAUCAGACAAUAUCAUUAUGAGACUGAUGGCAUUAUCAUUCCAGUACAGCUACUGUUGGAUAAUUUUAUAUGUCAAAAAACCAUUAAACUCAGAGUACCAUCUUACAGAAAAGACACUUCAUCAUCUAGCACUGAUUUAUGCAGCUUUGGUUUCAUCUGGGCUAAAAUCAGAAGAACUGGAUGUAAAGCUUAUAAUUGCCCCAGGAGUGGAAGAGACUGCAAUGAUAAUUCGACAAAUUGCUGACCACAAUUUAAUGACCUCGAAGAGAGAUCCUCAUGAAUGGUUGGAUAAAUCCUGGCUUGAAGUUUCACCAUCUAAGGAAGAAAUGCAUUUACUUGAUUUUCCAAGUGUUAAUCCAUUGGUGGCUCAGCUCAUGUUAAAUAAAGGACCUUCACUGAACUGGAUAUUAUUAGCAAAUCUUUGUCAACUUCAGGAACUCCUACCUGAAGUUCCAGAAAAAGUGUUAAAGCAUUUUUGUGGCAUCACUUCCUUAUUCAAGAUUAGUCCUUCCAUAACAAAAUCACCUCAAAUGCCAUCACCUCAGGAAAACAGGAAUCAGACUUGUACCUUUACUUCUCAGAGUUCAGCUUCUGGCUCUUCAGAUUCUGUCAUUCAAGAAUAUAAUGAAUAUUACCAAUAUUCAGACUUAGGAGAGACAGUGCAUGAAGACAAAAACACCACUUCAAAUUAUAACUCUUCCCUUAUGGAACUAAAAGAAAUGCCAUGCAUUUUACCACCUGUGACCUCUUACAGUCAGACCAGCUACUGGAAGGAGUCCAGUUGUAACCCUAACAUAGUGCAGAAUAAUUCUUUCCUAACUAAUAUAGAAGCAAGGAAUGUGUCUGGUAAUUCCUUUCUGAACCAUAAUGAUUCGGAGUCAGAUGUCUUUUCUUUGGGUCUAACAGAAAUGAAUUGUGAAACCAUAAUGUCACCAACUGAUAAUCAGAAGAGAGUUACCCCUUUUUCUGAUAAUUUCAUAAAUUAUCAGAAAAAGGGAACACAAGGAGCAAAAGGACCUACAAACAAAGAAUUGUCUGCCCCCAUCUUUUCACUAGAGGGUUCUCAAUCUCCUCUUCAUUGGGACUUUAAGAGAAAUGCACGGGAACAACAGAAUCACCCAUUCAAAUUACAGUAUAGUGCAGAGCAGAAUACAUGUGACAGAUGGUACUCUCAGAAAGAUAAUUUAUUUACUAAUCAGCAAAAAUGUCUAUCGGAUGAGUUAGAAGGCUUCAUAUGUGAAAGUUCAAAUGCUGGGACUAAAAAGAUUUUCUGGAAAGAAUUACCAUCUGUCCCCAGUUUGGAUUUAUCUUGUGCUUCUAAUUCUAAUGUAAAUCAGAAAGGAUUCAACAGUCUUUAUUUCUACGAAAGAGCUGGAAAAUGUUUAGGACAGAAAAGGCACUCUGAAUCUUCAUCUAAUACAGGAGACAAGAAAUCAUUAACAGAUUUCAUGUGCUCACAACUACCACAAUUCAAAAAACGACGUCUAGUGUAUGAAAAAGUCCCUGGUAGACUCGAUGGACAAACUCGUCUGAGGUUUUUUUGAAAGAAAGAAUAGUGCCACAUGCCACAUUUGAUUCUUUUUUGUGAUGAAUCAGUAAUAAAAUGAUUUAGAUUUGCUCUUAUAUC
Hippopotamus amphibius kiboko is the source of this 5374-nucleotide messenger RNA. It is a transcript of the gene SHOC1, whose product is annotated as shortage in chiasmata 1. Gene Ontology annotation, molecular function: ATP hydrolysis activity; single-stranded DNA binding. The coding region runs from base 726 to 5291 and encodes 1521 amino acids. The record is from RefSeq and is a predicted model, not a curated record. Gene Ontology annotation, biological process: resolution of meiotic recombination intermediates. The transcript is spliced from 31 exons. Lineage: Eukaryota; Metazoa; Chordata; Mammalia; Artiodactyla; Hippopotamidae. Gene Ontology annotation, cellular component: condensed nuclear chromosome.